CCUGCCUUGACUGGGUGGCACGGCUUUUCCCUACUCCUCCCGCCCUGCCACCCCCUUGUUCAAAGGGUCCCCCACCCAUCUGCCCUCAUUGCAAACAAGAGCCUCUCUUUCACAGGUGAACAUCGCUCCUUUCCGCCCCUCCUUCCCUUCUUCCCCCACGCUUUCUGCUUUAAACUUGGGGUUUCUCUGCAAAAGAAAAAACAAACAAACAGCAACCUAGCCUUUCCCUCCUUCCUGGUCCUUCCCUUUGCUCCAGCUGAAGUGGGUCCAGGAGGGCAGCAAGCCAUGGGGACCUCAGAGGAAGAUUAUAACUUCGUCUUUAAAGUGGUCCUGAUUGGAGAAUCGGGAGUCGGGAAGACCAACCUGCUCUCCCGGUUCACCCGCAAUGAGUUCAACCACGACAGCCGCACCACAAUUGGGGUGGAGUUCUCCACUCGUACCAUCCUGGUGGGAGAUGCCUUGGUGAAAGCGCAGAUCUGGGACACGGCUGGCCUGGAGCGCUACCGGGCCAUUACUUCAGCUUAUUACAGAGGCGCAGUGGGAGCCCUCUUGGUUUUUGACAUCACCAAGCACCAGACGUACGACGUGGUGGAGCGCUGGCUGAAGGAGCUGUAUGACCACGCAGAAGCUACCAUCAUUGUGAUGCUGGUGGGCAACAAAACAGAUCUGACCCAAGCCCGGGAGGUCCCAACAGAGGAAGCCAAGAUGUAUGCAGAAAACAACGGCCUACUCUUUAUGGAAACCUCUGCACUGGACUCCACAAAUGUUGAAUUGGCUUUUGAAACUAUCUUGAGAGACAUUUUCAACAAAGUGCAGAAACAGAAGCAGAAAAGCCCCCUGGACAACACUGUUUCGCUCUCUGCCGAACACACUGAUGCAGCCUCCACCUCUCAAGCUGUGGAAGGGAAGCGAGCUUGUUGCUUGAACCUCUGAAGUGAGGGUCGCACAUGAGGAACAUCAGCCGUGUUGAGGAAGCCAACAUUUGGUGGGUGGGAGAGGAUUCCACACUCCGGAUGAUGAUGUCCAUCUCACUGUAGCCUCUGCAGCCUGGGGGGCAGUUAUGGAAACUUUUUGGAUCAGGCUCGGCUACCUAAAUCUAGGGAGCACAAUAGUGUGUUUGGGGGUGACAAAGCAUCUUGAAUCAAGAAUUCCAUGUUUGUGGGUCAGUACUUGUACAAAAGAACUACCCACAACCCUGCAAUGUCCCAGCCUUGUCUUCCAAUACAGACACGAAUCUAUAGUGAAUGCAACAGUAGCCACAACCCUGCAAAAGUUAAUCACAACUAGCCGUCCUGUACCCUCUUGGCUGGGAGUGAAGUCCUUUGAACUCUGGUAGGGCUUCUUCAUCCAAAUAGGAUCGCAGUGCAAGUUCCAUUGCAGGUUAUUGGCUUCCCCAAAAUGAUUCUGGGAGCUGUAGUUUAUUAAGCUUGCUGACAGUUGUUAGGAGGCCCCUAUUCCCCGCACAGAGCUACAAUUCCCUUCACAAGCAACUUUGGGAAUUGUAGCUCUGGGAGGGAAAGAGGUGCAUCCUAACAAAUCUCAGCGCCUUUAACAAACCACAGCUGCCGGAAUUCUUUGGGGAGGGAAAGUCACGACCGUUCAAAGUGGCACCAUUGCACUUUAAAUGUAUGCUAACUUAACGUGUGCUAACUUAAAUCCUGCUGGCUUUCUGUGAGGCUUACCAUGUGUACGCAGGAGUAAGCCCUGUUGAAUGCAGUGGCUUUUACUUCAUGGUAACAGGGCUUCGCUGCAUGUGAUAUCUACUGCAGCUCUUGUGGGGCCAAAAAAUUUGCACCAGAAUUUACGCACAAUGCCCUGGGCAUGGUGCCAAUGUGGUUGAAUGACUAGGUAGGUAGGAAGAAGGGCAUUUUGCAGGGCAGGAAAUUUGGGUAUUAUGAAGACUCCCCUGACACUUCCUAGUCUCUCAACAAAAGUGAUUAACUGAUGGAGGUGGUAAUGGAUGAUGGCUUGAAAAGGGGGUUAUACAACUUCAUGGAGAAGAACUCUAUCAGUCAAUACAGAUUGCUGGGG
Messenger RNA from Zootoca vivipara (common lizard), 2031 nucleotides. RefSeq names its product RAB25, member RAS oncogene family (gene RAB25). Gene Ontology annotation, molecular function: GTP binding; GTPase activity. NCBI's taxonomy places the organism in Eukaryota, Metazoa, Chordata, Lepidosauria, Squamata, Lacertidae. The record is from RefSeq and is a predicted model, not a curated record.